Molecule: messenger RNA, 5488 nt
Organism: Dama dama (fallow deer)
Lineage: Eukaryota; Metazoa; Chordata; Mammalia; Artiodactyla; Cervidae
Gene: COL3A1
Product: collagen type III alpha 1 chain
Exons: 51
Coding region: 124-4524 (1466 amino acids)
Molecular function (GO): protein binding; extracellular matrix structural constituent
Source: RefSeq, a predicted model, not a curated record
UCUCAGUGGCUGAGUUUUAUGACGGGCCCGGUGCUGAAGGGCAGGGAACAACUGAUGGUGCUACUCUGACCUGCUUUUCUUUUCUCCUUUUUGCACAAAGAGUCUCAUGUCUGAUAUUUAGACAUGAUGAGCUUUGUGCAAAAGGGGACCUGGUUACUUUUCGCUCUGCUUCAUCCCACUGUUAUUUUGGCACAGCAGGAAGCUGUUGACGGAGGAUGCUCCCAUCUCGGUCAGGCCUAUGCAGAUAGAGAUGUUUGGAAACCAGAACCGUGCCAAAUAUGCGUCUGCGACUCAGGAUCCGUUCUCUGUGAUGACAUAAUAUGUGACGACCAGGAAUUAGACUGUCCUAACCCUGAAAUCCCGUUUGGAGAAUGUUGUGCAGUUUGCCCACAGCCUCCAACAGCUCCCACUCGCCCUCCUAACGGUCAAGGACCUCAAGGCCCCAAGGGAGAUCCAGGUCCUCCUGGUAUUCCUGGGAGAAAUGGUGAUCCUGGUGUUCCAGGACUGCCAGGUUCCCCAGGUUCUCCCGGCCCUCCCGGAAUCUGUGAAUCAUGUCCUACUGGUAGCCAGAACUAUUCUCCACAGUACGAGGCAUAUGAUGUCAAGGCUGGAGUAGCAGGAGGAGGAAUCGCAGGCUAUCCUGGCCCAGCUGGUCCUCCUGGCCCACCAGGACCCCCUGGCACAUCUGGUCAUCCUGGUGCCCCUGGCUCUCCAGGAUACCAAGGUCCCCCUGGUGAACCUGGGCAAGCUGGUCCUGCAGGUCCUCCAGGACCUCCUGGUGCUAUAGGUCCAUCUGGCCCUGCUGGAAAAGAUGGGGAAUCAGGAAGACCCGGACGACCUGGAGAGCGAGGAUUGCCUGGCCCUCCUGGCAUGAAAGGCCCAGCUGGUAUGCCUGGAUUCCCUGGUAUGAAAGGACAUAGAGGCUUUGAUGGACGAAAUGGAGAAAAAGGCGAAACUGGUGCUCCUGGAUUAAAGGGGGAAAAUGGCCUUCCAGGUGAAAAUGGAGCUCCUGGACCCAUGGGUCCAAGAGGAGCUCCUGGUGAGAGAGGACGGCCAGGACUUCCUGGAGCCGCAGGGGCUCGAGGUAAUGAUGGAGCACGAGGAAGUGAUGGACAACCGGGUCCCCCUGGCCCCCCUGGAACUGCAGGAUUCCCUGGUUCCCCUGGUGCUAAGGGUGAAGUUGGACCUGCAGGAUCUCCUGGUUCAAGUGGCCCCCCUGGACAAAGAGGAGAACCUGGACCUCAGGGACAUGCUGGUGCUCCAGGUCCCCCUGGGCCUCCUGGGAGUAAUGGUAGUCCUGGUGGCAAAGGUGAAAUGGGCCCUGCUGGCAUUCCUGGAGCUCCUGGGCUGUUAGGAGCCCGCGGUCCUCCGGGGCCACCUGGUACCAAUGGUGCUCCCGGGCAACGAGGUGCUGCAGGUGAACCCGGUAAGAAUGGAGCCAAAGGAGAUCCAGGACCACGUGGGGAACGUGGAGAAGCUGGUUCUCCAGGUAUCCCAGGACCUAAGGGUGAAGAUGGCAAAGAUGGUUCUCCUGGAGAACCUGGUGCAAAUGGACUUCCUGGAGCUGCAGGAGAAAGGGGUGUGCCUGGAUUCCGAGGACCAGCUGGAGCAAAUGGCCUUCCAGGAGAAAAGGGUCCUCCUGGGGAUCGUGGUGGCCCAGGUCCCGCGGGGCCCAGAGGAGUUGCUGGAGAACCUGGCCGAGAUGGCCUCCCUGGAGGUCCAGGAUUGAGGGGUAUUCCCGGUAGCCCCGGAGGACCAGGCAGUGAUGGGAAACCAGGGCCUCCUGGAAGCCAAGGAGAAACGGGUCGACCCGGUCCUCCAGGUUCACCUGGUCCUCGGGGUCAGCCUGGCGUCAUGGGUUUCCCUGGUCCUAAAGGAAAUGAUGGUGCUCCUGGAAAAAAUGGAGAACGAGGUGGCCCUGGAGGUCCAGGCCCUCAGGGUCCUGCUGGAAAGAAUGGUGAGACCGGACCUCAGGGUCCUCCAGGACCUACUGGGCCUUCUGGUGACAAAGGAGACACAGGACCCCCUGGUCCACAAGGAUUACAAGGCUUGCCUGGAACAAGUGGUCCUCCAGGAGAAAACGGAAAACCUGGUGAACCUGGUCCAAAGGGUGAGGCUGGUGCACCUGGAAUUCCAGGAGGCAAGGGUGAUUCUGGUGCUCCUGGGGAACGCGGACCUCCUGGGGCAGGAGGGCCCCCUGGACCUAGAGGUGGAGCUGGUCCCCCUGGUCCCGAAGGAGGAAAGGGUGCCGCUGGCCCCCCUGGGCCACCUGGCUCUGCUGGUACACCUGGACUGCAAGGAAUGCCUGGAGAAAGAGGGGGUCCUGGAGGCCCUGGUCCAAAGGGUGACAAGGGUGACCCUGGCAGUUCAGGUGCCGAUGGUGCUCCAGGCAAAGAUGGUCCAAGGGGUCCCACUGGUCCCAUUGGUCCUCCUGGCCCAGCUGGUCAGCCUGGAGAUAAGGGUGAAAGUGGUGCCCCUGGACUUCCGGGUAUAGCUGGUCCUCGUGGUGGCCCUGGUGAGAGAGGCGAACAUGGGCCACCAGGACCUGCCGGCUUCCCUGGUACUCCUGGCCAGAACGGUGAGCCUGGUGCUAAAGGAGAAAGAGGCGCUCCUGGUGAGAAAGGCGAAGGGGGCCCUCCUGGAGUCGCAGGACCCCCUGGAGGUUCUGGGCCUGCUGGUCCCCCGGGCCCCCCAGGUGUCAAAGGUGAACGUGGCAGUCCUGGUGGUCCUGGUGCUGCUGGCUUCCCAGGUGGUCGUGGUCCUCCUGGUCCUCCUGGCAGUAAUGGUAACCCAGGCCCCCCUGGCGCCAGCGGUCCUCCCGGCAAAGAUGGUCCCCCAGGCCCCCCUGGUAGCAGCGGUGCUCCUGGCAGCCCCGGGAUCUCUGGACCAAAGGGUGAUGCUGGCCAACCAGGGGAGAAGGGGGCACCUGGCGCCCAGGGCCCUCCGGGAGCUCCGGGCCCACUUGGAAUUGCAGGAGUUACUGGAGCACGAGGCCUUGCAGGCCCACCAGGCAUGCCAGGUGCUAGGGGCAGCCCCGGCCCACAGGGCAUCAAGGGUGAAAAUGGUAAACCAGGACCUAGUGGUCAAAAUGGAGAACGUGGUCCUCCUGGCCCCCAGGGUCUUCCUGGUCUGGCUGGGACAGCUGGUGAACCUGGAAGAGAUGGAAACCCUGGAUCAGAUGGUCUGCCAGGCCGAGAUGGAGCUCCAGGUACCAAGGGCGACCGUGGUGAAAACGGCUCUCCUGGUGCCCCUGGAGCUCCUGGUCACCCAGGCCCUCCUGGUCCUGUCGGUCCAGCUGGAAAGAACGGUGACAGAGGAGAAACUGGCCCUGCUGGUCCCGCUGGAGCCCCAGGCCCUGCCGGAUCAAGAGGCGCUCCCGGUCCCCAAGGCCCACGUGGUGACAAAGGUGAAACCGGUGAACGUGGUGCUAACGGCAUCAAAGGACAUCGCGGAUUCCCUGGUAACCCAGGAGCCCCCGGAUCUCCAGGUCCCGCCGGUCACCAAGGUGCAGUUGGCAGUCCAGGCCCUGCAGGCCCCAGAGGACCUGUUGGACCCAGCGGGCCCCCUGGCAAGGAUGGAACAAGCGGACACCCUGGUCCCAUUGGACCACCAGGGCCUCGAGGUAACAGAGGUGAAAGAGGAUCUGAGGGCUCCCCGGGCCACCCAGGACAACCAGGUCCUCCUGGGCCUCCUGGGGCCCCUGGUCCAUGUUGUGGUGGUGCUGGGGUCGCUGCCAUCGCUGGCAUUGGAGGCGAAAAAGCUGGUGGUUUUGCCCCGUAUUAUGGAGAUGAGCCGAUGGAUUUCAAAAUCAACACCGAUGAGAUUAUGACCUCACUCAAAUCAGUCAAUGGACAAAUAGAAAGCCUCAUUAGUCCUGACGGUUCCCGUAAAAACCCCGCUCGGAACUGCAGAGACCUGAAAUUCUGCCAUCCGGAACUCCAGAGUGGAGAAUAUUGGGUUGAUCCUAACCAAGGUUGCAAAUUGGAUGCUAUUAAAGUCUACUGUAACAUGGAAACUGGGGAAACGUGCAUAAAUGCCAGUCCUCUGACUAUCCCACGGAAGAACUGGUGGACAGAUUCUAGUGCUGAGAAGAAACACGUUUGGUUUGGAGAGUCCAUGGAGGGUGGUUUUCAGUUUAGCUAUGGCAAUCCUGAACUUCCCGAAGAUGUCCUUGAUGUCCAGCUGGCGUUCCUCCGACUUCUCUCCAGCCGAGCCUCUCAGAACAUCACAUAUCACUGCAAGAAUAGCAUUGCAUACAUGGAUCAUGCCAGUGGGAAUGUAAAGAAAGCCUUGAGGCUGAUGGGGUCAAACGAAGGUGAAUUCAAGGCUGAAGGAAAUAGCAAAUUCACAUACACAGUUCUGGAGGAUGGUUGCACGAAACACACUGGGGAAUGGGGCAAAACAGUCUUCCAAUAUCAAACACGCAAGGCCGUCAGACUACCUAUCAUAGAUAUUGCACCCUAUGAUGUCGGUGGUCCUGAUCAAGAAUUUGGUGCGGACAUUGGCCCUGUUUGCUUUUUAUAAACCAAACUCUAUCCAAAGUCCCAGAAAAAAGCUUCACACUCCAUAUGUGUUCCUUUUGUUCUAAUCUUGUCAGCCAGUACAAGUGACCAAGUUCCAGUUAUUUAUUUCCAAAAUUUUGGGGAAAAAAGUGUAAUUUGACCAAAAAAGGAUAUUUGUGUUUGCUCUUACACCAAAUACAGUUCAAAUGCUUAUUGUUCUAUUUUUUUACCAAUUUCAAUUUCAAAAUGUCUCAAUGGUGCUAUAAUAAAUAAACUUCAACACUCUUCCAAUAACACUGCGUUACAUUCUUUGAAUCCUAGCCCAUUUUCAGAGCAAUGAUGGUGCUUACCAUUAAAAGAUUACCUUUCUUCUGAAACAGUCAAACAAGAAAUUAGAAAAGAACUUCCUGUUUCAACUACCUCAACCUGGUCAGAAACACAAAUGAAUUCUGUAAGUCCCGGAAGAUGAAAAAAAUUCUUAUAAAAUGCCAAAGCUUAUAAACUUCACUGAUUAAGUUCCUAAAAUAUUGGUUUAAAAAAAAAGUAGAAUGUAGUGCAAGAAUUUAAAGAAAUCGUUUUGAAGCCAUAAUUAAUCUUUGAAUAUCAACUGCUUUUAAAGGUGCUUUUCUUUUUUCUGGUCAUUGCUGGUCAAGUUUACCAAUAUUUGGCAAGUCUUUAAAGACACAUGGUCUGGUGCUAAUGUACUUUCACUUUUAAAACUCUAGGUCAGAAUUGUUGCCUUGCAUUCAAAACAUAGAUGCCACCAUCUGUACUUGUCUCCUGUCAAAAGUGUUUCCUGGUGUAUCACUGCAGGAGACACUUUCCCUGCAUCCUGUGAAAGUCAACAACAACAAAAAACUAAAUAAAGGGGCUGCUUUUGUCACAGUAACACAGAGAAUGUGUUGAAAUUAAACUUUGUAAGCUUGUAUGUGGUUGUUGAUCUUUUUUUCUGACAGACACCCAUAAUAAAAGAUCAUAAUAAAACA